UUCUUCUUUAUAGUUACACUUUCCUGGUGGUUUCCUUUAAGAACGAUCCUCACCUUCGCCGGCGCUUGAGUCGGCCGUUCGUCUCUUUUCAACUGUCCCCUAAACGGCCGAUCGCCGACCCCCGGUCACGUGAUCAUCCCUCUCUUAUUGUUUUUUUACAGCUCCGCCAUGAGAAAACCUCAAUUUCUAGAUCUCUAAAUUCUUAAUCUGAAUCCGAAUCUAGAUUUUAUUUUUAAAUUUUUAGUUAAUAUAUAUUUUUCGUUCUAGAGCUAUGGCGACGAGGAACCGGACGCUGUUAUUUAGGAAAUAUAGGGAUGCGUUAAAGAGUGUAAGAAUUCCGAUGAGUUCGUUGGCAUCGUCCUCGGUCCCGAAGAGUUCCGGCGGAGGACCGGUGAUCGAGAUGGUUAGUACUUCGUUGCUCCAUCCAAAUCGUUCUUAUACUCCUCUAAGUACCGAGGAUCCUGGAAAUUCAAGUAAGGGCGCAAAUGCAGUUAUAGUGGGUCUACCACCAGCUUGGGUAGAUGUAUCUGAAGAAAUAGCAGCAAAUGUGCAACGAGCACGUACAAAAAUGGCCGAGUUAGCGAAGGCCCAUGCAAAGGCUUUAAUGCCUUCAUUUGGUGAUGGUAAAGAAGACCAACGCACUAUUGAGGCUCUUGCCCAUGAGAUUACUAAUCUGUUGAAGAAAUCAGAGAAGAGAUUGCAGAAACUCUCUGCAACUGGACCUUCUGAAGACUCAAAUGUCAGGAAAAAUGUCCAGCGUCAACUUGCUUCUGACCUUCAGAACCUAUCAAUGGAGCUCCGGAAGAAGCAAUCAACUUAUUUGAAGCGCCUUAAGCAGCAAAAAGAGGGCCAGGAUGGAGUUGAUCUAGAGAUGAAUAUAAAUGGAAAUAGGUCUAAAGCAGAAGAUGAUGACUGGGAUGAUAUGGUAUUUAGUGAGCAUCAGAUGGCAAAGUUAAAGCAAAGUGAAGCAUUAACAGUUGAGAGGGAAAGGGAGAUUCAACAGGUUGUGGACUCCGUAAAUGAGCUUGCUCAGAUUAUGAAGGAUCUGUCAGUUCUUGUCAUUGAUCAGGGUACCAUUGUCGAUCGGAUAGACUACAACAUUCAGAAUGUUGCAACUACGGUCGAAGAAGGCCUCAAACAACUACAAAAGGCUGAGAGAACACAGAAACAAGGAGGCAUGGUGAUGUGUGCUACGGUGCUCGUUAUAAUGUGCUUUGUCAUGUUGGUCCUCCUAAUCCUCAAGGAGAUACUCUUCUGAUCCACAAACAUGGCUUUUUUGCUUAACGAUUUACACUUUGACCUUCCAUGUAAGCCGAUUACUUAAGAUGUCAAGAAGCAACAAUUUCCUUGUCCAGCAGCGUAAGAAUGUGUGGAACUUGAAUAUCCCCAUAUACACUUUAGAGGUUCGUGUUUACUUAUUUUCUUUCUCUUCGAUUUUUCAUUUCGGCAUUCGGAGAAGGGGAAGAGGGGGAAAGGAGGCGGUGUUUGACCAGGGUUUGAGGAUUGAUCUUUACAGAGCUUUGUAUAAGUUAAUUAUGUAUUAAUUUUCCUUGAGCGAGGAAAGGAGCUGAUUAUUGAUUCUUUUAAACA
Messenger RNA from Hibiscus syriacus, 1590 nucleotides. Its product is annotated as syntaxin-43-like. Lineage: Eukaryota; Viridiplantae; Streptophyta; Magnoliopsida; Malvales; Malvaceae. Bases 272 to 1258 code for a protein of 328 amino acids. Gene Ontology annotation, biological process: vesicle-mediated transport; intracellular protein transport; vesicle fusion. Gene Ontology annotation, cellular component: SNARE complex; endomembrane system; membrane. The transcript has 8 exons. The record is from RefSeq and is a predicted model, not a curated record. Gene Ontology annotation, molecular function: SNARE binding; SNAP receptor activity.